Molecule: messenger RNA, 534 nt
Organism: Ilex paraguariensis (yerba mate)
Lineage: Eukaryota; Viridiplantae; Streptophyta; Magnoliopsida; Aquifoliales; Aquifoliaceae
Source: the annotation of a GenBank genome assembly
AUGGAGUGGAAUUUCCGUUUUUCAUUUUCUACUACUCAUGUGAUGAUUCUCUGUCUCUCGCUCUUCCUAUUCACCAGCUUCUAUGCUGCAUCUGCUUCUUCCGCUUUCAUUUCAGAUGGGAUCUUUGGGUCUGACGCUUCGACCGGCCGGAACCUUCUUCAGGCCAAGACAGCAUGCCCGGUUAACUUUGAGUUUCAGAACUACACAAUCAUCACUAGCCAGUGCAGAGGGCCGCAUUACUUACCCCAACCAUGCUGCGAUGCUUUUAAAGAAUUUGCUUGUCCUUUCGCGGACGAGCUGAAUGAUUUAUCGAAUGAUUGUGCCUCAACCAUGUUUAGCUACAUCAACCUCUAUGGGAAGUACCCACCGGGCCUUUUUUCCAGCGAGUGCCAGGAGGGGAAACAAGGGCUUGCAUGCCCUGCAUUAGCACCAACAGAAUCAGCAAAUGACAGUGGGAGUCAUAAGAUAUCUAAUACCUCCCCUCUGCUAAUGCUCACAGGAGUCUUGCUAGUGUUGUUAUGGUGGUUGUUUUGA